CCAGGCCGUCAGUAACUUUUUUUUAUUUUUUAGUUUUUUUUAAGGACUCCUUCAGUGUAUUUUAGUACUUUUUGGCUCAAUAUGAAAUGUUUACAGCGAUAAACAUAUGGAAAGAGGAACGUAGUACAAUGGAUAUUAUGGUUGACGGCCCCCGAGCCGCUCAAGUGGCCGGGAUACUACACGAGAGAGAUAUCCCAUUUUCAAUAGCCGUACCAGAUGUAGCUUCACUGGUUGAAAGGGAACAGGGUAACAGUAUCACAAGAACUAUCAGAAAAAACUCUGGACCGAAUAAGACAAUGGACUGGAUGAACUAUCACCGACUUGAAACUAUCUACGCGUUCAUGGACAACUUGGCAGCACAAUAUCCGUAUUUGUGUACAAUCAGUGUGAUUGGGAAGUCUGUGGAAGGCAGAGAUUUAAAGGUGCUGAAGAUAUCGAAUGGCAAGUCAAACAACGCCGGCGUGUGGCUGGAUGGAGCCAUCCAUCCUCGCGAGUGGAUCAGCCCGGCUGUGGUCACGUUCAUCGCUGACAAGAUCGUCAGGACAUUCAAUGAAAUGCCGGAAAGCGUCACCAAUAAAGACUGGUAUAUUCUACCAGUGAUGAAUCCAGACGGCUAUGAAUAUACUCACACACAUGACAGGAUGUGGAGGAAGAACCGCGCGCGAUAUGGAGAAUGCAUUGGUGUCGAUCUCAAUAGGAAUUUCAGCUACGGUUUUGGCGAGAAAGGAGAAGAAGGUUCAUCGGAUGAUCCUGGUAACGUGUUCUACAGAGGGCCAAGUGCCUUCUCGGAACCCGAAACUGCCGCGGUCAGGCGCGCGAUACUGGAUGCGCCGUGCAGCUUCAAGGUGUUCCUGUCUUUCCACAGCUACGGCGAAGUCAUCAUCUUCCCCUGGGGUUACACCAGUGAUCCUUGCCCCGACUAUGUUGAGCUCCUGGAGGGAGGAACUGCUAUGGCUAAAGCUAUCCACAGCACGAACGGCCACACAUACAAGGUCGGCAGCACCAAAGACCUGAUGUAUUACGCAGCCGGCACCAGCAUCGACUGGAGUUACGCCGUCAACAACAUACCAUACUCCUACAUGGUGGAACUCCGAUCCAAAACCCACAGGUUCCUUCUCCCCAAAGAAGAAAUCGUUUCCACUGCCACAGAAGUCCUAAAUGGAGUGUUGAGGCUUAUGGACUUUGUGGACAGGCGAUGUGCAGGAACCCAGUCAUGCGCCUGUCCAAAAUGA
Molecule: messenger RNA, 1232 nt
Organism: Helicoverpa zea (corn earworm)
Lineage: Eukaryota; Metazoa; Arthropoda; Insecta; Lepidoptera; Noctuidae
Product: carboxypeptidase B-like
Exons: 7
Coding region: 87-1232 (381 amino acids)
Biological process (GO): proteolysis
Molecular function (GO): metallocarboxypeptidase activity; zinc ion binding
Source: RefSeq, a predicted model, not a curated record